AUGAACUACUUUCGACCACUCCGCGACGCGUAUCUGUACGACCUAAUUGUGUCUAUCAUCGCCGUGGUUGCUGGUAUGAUAAUGUGCAUUCCUGGCCUCGGGAGACCCGCCAUGCUCUUCCUACUCCUCCUCUUUUCACUCCUUUUCAUUGGCGGAUUCGGCUGGACAGAAGCAGAGCACAUCCGCCACGCACAUCAUUUCCCUUAUUAUCCAACUUCAACAAGCCUCGUUGUCUUUCUUGGAAUUUUAGGAUUCGGUGGUUUCCUUAUUUUCCUUAUCGAAAGUGCCGUCUACAUACGUUCUCGUCGUGUACGCCGCAUUCAUGUGACCGCUUGA
Molecule: messenger RNA, 336 nt
Organism: Serendipita indica DSM 11827
Lineage: Eukaryota; Fungi; Basidiomycota; Agaricomycetes; Sebacinales; Serendipitaceae
Source: the annotation of a GenBank genome assembly